UCUCCUCAUACCGCUCGCCUCCCUCACGCACGCUCGUUCGACCACCGACCUCGACGACCGUCUUCUCUCUCUCUUCGACCUCGACAACCACAGCAAGGAGUACACCCCGUUCGACCUAGUCGGCGUUUCCCCUUCCCUCCUUCCCUCGUCUCCGUCUCGUCCAACUCCCGUGGCUCUACGCCUUACUCGUCACUCGUUUCAUCCCCCUCAACAUGCUCCGCGUCGCCACCCUCCUCUCGGCUGCUGCCCUCCUCUCCGCCGACGCCGUUCGCGCCGCCGCCGUCUCGCACUCGGCCUUCCCCAACUCGGCCUGCGCCGGCGCGUCGUCGGGCGCUCUCGGCGGCCUCGUCGGCAUUGGCAAGGUCACCCUCUCGAACGGCGACGUCGAGGCUCACUGCGGCUGCGUCUCGGACAACCUCGCCGAGUUCGAGCUCUGCCCGUCGUCGGCGGCCGGCCAGGCUGUCUGCAACUCGGCGCUCGACCUCAAGACCAACCAGUUCACGGCGUCGUGCGACGUCGAGGCUUGCUCGGGCGCUGACUGCACCGCGACCGUCGUCAACAAGGUCACGGUCGACGAGGACGAGUGCUUCAACGCCGAGAAGGGCGCCACCGGCAUCGUCACGAUCGACGGCGAGGCCAAGUGCGGCUGCGCUUCGGACGACGCCGACAACUUCUCGCCGUGCCAGGCCCCGGCGAACGGCCGCGCUCUUUGCGUCGCGACCGACGCCGACUUCCUCGGCUCGUCGCCCGACGACGUCGCCACCGUCGAGUGCUCGUACCAGUGCGACGACGGCUACUUCCUCACGCCCGGCGGCUCGUGCAUCAAGUUCGCCAAGCGCGCUCACAUCGGCACGUCGGCCCCGAUCAAGGUCCACCCGACCACCCCGGGCUCGCACGGCUCGUCGACCCAGCCGCACGGCUCCAUCUCGACCUCGUACUCGCGCCACCCGCACAACGCCCACACGACGUCGCACUCGCCGUCUGAGCCGACCGCGACGACCACGACCUGGACCUACAAGCACUUCUCGCACACGCGCGCGCACCACUCGGGCUCGUCGUCGCCGUCGCACCCGUCGGCUUCGUCGUCGUCGACUGGCCACCACGGCUCGUCCAAGCCCCACCACCCGAGCGGCCACAAGACGUCGCACCACCCGCACCACGCGCACCCGACGACGAUGCCCGAGGGCUCGACGACCACCUCGCCGUACGGCCACCACACUCGUCCCCACCACGGCUCGUCGAUGCCGCCUCACCACGGCUCGUCGUCGUCGACGACCUCGCCGUACGGCCACCACAGCCACUCGACCCGCCCGCACCACGGCUCGUCGACCGCGACGACCUCGCCCGGCCACCCGACCACGACCUCGUCGCACGGCCCGUCCAUGUCGCACGGCCCGUCGCCGUCGCAGCUCGCUCGCCGCACGGCCGAGGAGUUCGUCUUCUCGGACCUGUGCGCCCAGGACGAGCGCACCUGCGCCGUCGGCUCGUACGGCGACUUCUCGUGCGUCCGCCUCGACGACGUCACCGAGUGCGGCGGCUGCAACACGUCGGGCGACGCCGUCAACUGCCUCGAGAUUGUCGGCGCGUCGUCGGUCUCGUGCCUCCGCGGUGGCUGCGUCGUCCGCUCGUGCCAGACCGGCUUCGUCCAGACGUCCGAGGGCACCUGCGAGCCCAAGGCGUAAAGCGCCGCGCUCGCUCCCCUUGCCCCAUCCCCUCUCUCCCUCCUUCCCCUCUCUUCUCCUUCACGAUGCCGUUUACUGUUCACGACUAGUCCCCCUCCCCCUUUGACGACCCCUCGCUCACGACAGCUCCCCUCCCACACAUUCCUCGCAGCAGCCACUCGAGCCUGCCUCCCUCUUACUCUGUGUACCUCUCCCUCCUCGUCGAGCGGCCGUGCAAAGAGGAGACGGUUGUGCCGUUACCCCGCAGUAUGGUCUCGCGCGACAGAUACCCCCUCCCCUCCCCAGCUGGACAGCGUGCGCGCGCUGCAAAGGAUCGUUGGCCUUUCACUCUUUCUCGUCGCGCUCCUCCUUGAGUCUCCCUUUCUCGUUGCGCAGUUGGAUCUGCAACACAUCUCUUCAGGGUC
This is a messenger RNA of Rhodotorula graminis WP1, 2086 nucleotides long. RefSeq lists its product as uncharacterized. The annotation marks the transcript as partial. The transcript has 5 exons. The record is from RefSeq and is a predicted model, not a curated record. Lineage: Eukaryota; Fungi; Basidiomycota; Microbotryomycetes; Sporidiobolales; Sporidiobolaceae.